AUGAUGAAUGAUAUUAUGGGAAUCAUGUUGAAUGCAUUGUCUAGAUUAUGUUCAGCAUGGAUUAGAGAAUUGAUUGUUCGUACACCAGCAGCAGAGGAUGAAACUGUUCAAAUGAAUAGUGAUAAUAAAGAUUGCUUGUUGGCCACAAAUUAUCCAAAUGCUCGAUUGCGUGGUUUAAUACAUAUACUAGCUAGUAUUAUAUUUUCCAAUUUGGUGGAUAGUAAUGAUAAUACAGAGAGCAAUAAUAGUAGUACACUUGAUGUAUGUUUAAAACAACCUAUUGAUCAACAAUCAAUAUCCUUUGAUCAUGAAACCAGUCGGUCAUUUGAACCAAAAAUAUCAAUCACACACAGUGAUGCUGAUCAACUAGUGGAAUGUUUUUGUAAUAUUUUAGUGAUUACACAUUAUGCUACAUGUAAAUUUGAAAAAUUCUAUAAUAUAUCCAAUUCUAUGGAAGAGAAUGAAUUACCAUUUCGAAGCGAUUCAAUAAAAACUAAAGAAUAUACUGUGUAUCCAUCAAAAUUAGCCAAAAAAAUGGUCAUCCUCUCUCAAACAUCACCUUUCUCAUUAAUUCAAGCAAUUGGUUUCAAACAAGAUGUGAUACGUUGUUUAGUUGGUUUAAUAACACAAUUCCCUGAAUUAUCUCUUACAUUAGCUUCACAUAAAUUUGAAGCAAAUCGAUAUAAUACAAGCAACGACGAUGCCGCUGAUGAGAAAUCAAUUCAUUCACCAACAACAACUACACCAUACUUGACUGCAUUCGAAGUAAUAUUAGACGCCACAAACAGAGAUCCAUUCAAUUCAUUUUGUGUUGAAUGGGCUAUUCUAUUAAUUCGUCUGAUUAUGAUGAAAUCCAAUUCAGCGGCGCAUCAUUCACACCAAGUGAUAUCAAUGCUUUCAUCUCAAUUGAAUGGAUUACAUAUUUUAAAAUGAUCGAUUUAAACAAUGAUUAUUGUAAAAUGUAAUGUAAUGUAAAAUUGUACAGUAUUUAUGUAUAUCAUUAUGAAAUAAAUGAAAUUGAAUAAUUGAAAAAUA
Schistosoma turkestanicum is the source of this 1035-nucleotide messenger RNA. The record is from the annotation of a GenBank genome assembly. NCBI's taxonomy places the organism in Eukaryota, Metazoa, Platyhelminthes, Trematoda, Strigeidida, Schistosomatidae.